This is a messenger RNA of Pocillopora meandrina, 522 nucleotides long. Lineage: Eukaryota; Metazoa; Cnidaria; Anthozoa; Scleractinia; Pocilloporidae. The record is from the annotation of a GenBank genome assembly.
CUAAGAAAAGAUAAGCGGAGAACAGAGAAUGACAGAAAGCGUACAGCAAGAAAGCGUACAGCAAGAAAGCAACAGGAAUACAAUGACAUUGACUGGCAAGAUCUUUAUCACAAAAACCAAUUGUUAACCCUAAGAGUAGGUGAACUUGAACUGUAUAUUAAUCAUCACAAUAUUCUAUUUAAAGGGAAGAAAGAUGAGAAAGUGAGGGUUGUGAAGGCUCAUAUUGGCAGUAAGAUUUUGACUUCAAUUGUGCGGGAAAAACAGACAAACAUUCCGCUAGCCUCUGACUCAAAUCUAGAAUCUCCUGACAGUGACAGUGACAGCAACAGGGUAGAGGGCAUUGUUGGAUCUUCUAGUAACUCUUCAGAGCUUAAUGACUCAGGAGAUCAGGCAGCGGAUAGACAACAGCUGGAACAAGAAACCAUACCCGAGUCAAGCACGUCACGAUACGGACGGAAAAGGACACGAGUACUCCGAGAAAAUUAUGUGCCAUGGAAUAAUAUACAUGUAGACACCCAGUAA